This is a messenger RNA of Pelobates fuscus (common spadefoot toad), 4169 nucleotides long. It is a transcript of the gene SAMD11, whose product is annotated as sterile alpha motif domain containing 11. The coding region runs from base 46 to 2868 and encodes 940 amino acids. Gene Ontology annotation, molecular function: protein binding; DNA binding. Lineage: Eukaryota; Metazoa; Chordata; Amphibia; Anura; Pelobatidae. The transcript is spliced from 14 exons. The record is from RefSeq and is a predicted model, not a curated record.
CCUAAAGCAGCAUGAUGUCUGGGGUGGCUCAGCCCUCUCCGUGUCAUGUCUCAGUCGGGCUGGGAGGCAGAUCGGCAGAGGAGGCGCAGGGAGAGGAGCUCUGAAGCCCGGGAGCUUGGGGAAGCGAGUCGCCACCGCUGCAGCCUGAUCCGGGAGAGCGCCAGCCAGGGCGACCAGGAGCCAGGGGCGACCCCGGGGGAAUCGGGCGCUAUCUGUGGGGACACCAUGCCGGCCAUUAAGAAGGAGAGACUGGAUCGGGAGGAACUAGCCCUGGCAGCCUUUAACCAGCCCAUGGAGACCAUCCCGGGCUACCUGACUGCUGCCAUCCCCGUGGUGACCCCUCACCAGCCGGCUUACGAGCAUCUCUUUACCCCCCACCGUGCCUACCUGGGCUUGCAUGAGCCCCACCACCCCCCGCUGCCCGAUGACCUGAUGCUGGAGAGGUUCUCCUCCAUCCCGGACUUCCAGCCCCUGUUUGACCAGGGGGAGCCCUGCAUUGAGGUGGAAUGCGGGGAGAACAAGGCUUUGCUCUACAUCCAGAAGUUGUGCCAGGGGAGCAAGGGACCCUCUAUCCGCUACAGGGGGGACUGGUUAACCCCCAAUGAGUUCCAGUUUGUCAGCGGCCGGGAGACUGCCAAGGACUGGAAGAGGAGCAUCAGACACAAAGGGAAAAGUUUGAAGACUCUUAUGUCCAAAGGAAUCUUACAGGUACAUCCUCCAAUCUGUGAUUGCCCUGGGUGUCGAAUUUCGUCUCCAGUGAAUCGGGGUCGCCUUGCUGAAAAAAGGACCAUCCCGCUCCCACCUAGCCGGAUCCCCAAAAAGGAACCCUGCUCCGUAUUCUCCCCGGGGGACGACAGUCAUAAAGGAAAUGUAGAACACCCAUCUGUAAAGCUGGAAGAGGACCUACACAUCAGUAUCAUGAAAAGAAGGAUACGGGCGCACUGGGACUUAAACAUCUCCUUUCAAGACACCUCUUGCAGCCGUGAGAACGACCUGUCCAGUAUCAUCUCCAACCUUCAUCAGAACCACCAACUCGUAAUGCCAGAGAACCAGACCAAGAGAAAUAGUCACCAGCUCAACUACCCAUCUGCAGACGACUUUUUAGGAAAGAAGAGGGAAUGCUCUCCCAAUAGUAACAGCGAGUGCCCACUGGAAAGCAAGAAAGCCAGAAGUGAGUCUCCAAAGGAAAACUCCCAGACUCCUCUGUUGGAGGAGCCGCUGGCUCAAAUGACCCCCGAGGAGCACUACAGACGCAUGAUGUCAGCCCUUAACGAGCAUGGAAGCUUUGAGGAGCAGCAACAGCGCCUGUACCAGCUUGCAAACUCAAUGGCAGUGCCGAUGCACAGCGAUUUGCUCCGGGCUCGACAAGAAGUGGCAGCUGCCGUGGUGAGAAAUCCAGGGGCCAUGGAAGCUCAUAUUCCAUCAUCCAGUAACUCGUCAAGUCAGCGAAGGAAGCAAGGCCUACCGCAACAUCGAGAUACCUCCCACUUCACGGACAGGGAGCUGUCUCAUCCACCUCCAUUAUUGUCACCGCAGAACGCACCUCAUAUUGCUUUGGGACCACACCUACGACCUCCUUUUCUUGGGGUGCCGUCAGCUUUGUGUCAAAAUCCAGGUUACGGGUUCUUGCAACCUGCACAAGCAGAAAUGUUUGCACGGCAGCAGGAAAUGUUGCGAAAACAAAACUUGGCCAGACUUGAGAUGUCUGCAGAAAUUAUUCGUCAAAAAGAACUGGAGAAUUUGCACAGACAGCGACUUUUGGCAAGUGACGCACUGAACCUUCAUCCUGGUUUACCCCCUGAUCACCCUGCCCUCCGGAAUAUGCACGAACUUCCUGAGGGUCACCCUUUACGAGAAGAGCUGUCCCGCAGAAAUGCCAUGCUUGUUCUCCGACACAACAACACCCCUCUACUGUCCCUCAACCACCAAGGUGUUCCUGGUGUGCCUCCUCCUAAGGAAUCUAGUAGUGCAAGGAGAGCAAGUCGAAAGGCUGCUAACCACCGGGCCGAGUCACAGGGAAACCAUGAAGCCAAGGAACUGUUGGAUCAGCGCAUGCGAGAGGGCACAUCAGAGGGCAAUGAUGAGGAGAUGAAGGAUUCAGAGAGUGAGGCAGAGGAGAAGAAUGAUAGUCUCAGACCUGAGCGUGGUGCCUCCUCUUCUCAUGAACUUCAGGAGGGCAAAGACAACCUUAAAGGAGGGGAAUCUGUAAAAGAGCAAAGUGAUUCUCACACAAACCAGAGUCUACCAUGCGGGCCUUCAGAGUCCCCUACGCACCUUUUGGGACCUGGAAUCGGCAAAGGUGAAGGAAAAUAUUUGCCCUCAAGCACAAUGCCUCCACCUCAGCAACUUCCUUUUGGAUUUCCUUAUGCUGUCAACCCUUAUUUCCACUCAGGUGCCAUGGGGGGGCUCUUUAUGGAUGGUGAGGAGAACGUGGUCCUGGAGGACCUCAGUAAAUGGACAGUGGAAGACGUGUGCAGUUUUGUGGGCAGUCUAUCUGGCUGUGCAGAAUACACACAGGUAUUCCGAGAGCAUGGGAUUGACGGAGAGACCUUGCCUCUGCUGACCGAAGAGCACUUACUGAAUAACAUGGGUUUAAAACUCGGCCCAGCAUUAAAGAUCAGAGCACAGGUUGCCAAGCGUAUUGGACGGGUUCUCUAUAUGGCGAGCUUCCCUGUGGCCUUCCCUCUUCAGCAUCCUGCCUUGCGACCAGCAGACAGAGAACUGGGGGCCGGUGAGAUAAGGCCUCCUUCUACAGGCAGCGCUGGUUCUCCGUACGCCAGCUCACUCCUGCCUCCUAGUCGCAUUUCGCCAAAACAUGAGAACGGUGGCUCAUCCUACCUGACUGAAUCUGCUAAAUCGCUCUCUUAGCUCUGCCUAUUCACAUACCUGGAGUGUUUAAACGCCUCGUAUCUGGAGCCGAAGCUUUGAACAGGAAGGGAUCCUUUGCUUCGGGGCAGCUUUCUUCCCUUCAGCUGCUUGAAAUAAAAAAAAAAAACUGAUAAUGAGUAAUCUGCAGGGUCUUAAAAAGGGACCUAAACAGGGAGAACUUACGGACACCAUAACAGGUCAAAAAUGCCCCGAGGCUUCUGCAGGUGAAAGACAGAUAAAUAUAUGUAUGUAUAUAUUUUUAUUUCCAUUGAGACCUAGUGAAGAGAAGAUCAAAAACUAAAAAUGAGGGACUGCUAGGAAAUCAGAAAAUAAUGGACAUUCUAGGAGAAACAUCCGAAGUUGUGGCUGUAGGAUUAGAAUUAAAAGGAAAUCAUAAACAUGCUUGCCAUAAAUGACAACAAUUUCCGUAUCACUUCAAGAUCAGGCUAUGUAUCCAGAUGGAAACACGCAGGUUAAGAGUGUUGGAACCGUCGCGAGGAUUCAUUUCAGGAGAGAGAGCAUGUUAUCAAAGAACGCACAGCAACCACUUUUCAGCAAAAGCUUUUUAAGGUGUGGGUUCCCUAAGCCUAUCCUUCCCUAUGCAUUUCCAGCAACCUUGAUAUUGUACCAAAGAGAAGCUGCACUGCCUGAUCUCUGCAGUGGGUGCAGUACUGGAAUUUAGCUCCCUCUUGGCCUGUGCUGCUCAUAGGGAUUUUAAAGCUUAUUUGGACCUGGCAUUCAUGUACCUGUCGACUUCCACCCACAGCAAAAUAAGGACGCUUGACAUGAACAUCACAGACUUAUCAAUGUUUUCUCAUAGUCGUUGGCUGGGUAUACACCUGCGGAAGAGCCGAGAGUUUGCGUUUGUGAGAGGAGGAUGUUCUGGAUGAGGUCAUCUGCUUUGGACAAUCUUUAAGCUACUCCUUGAUGGAGUUUGCACCGAAGAAGUUGGUUGAGGCAAACAUUAGCUAUUGUGAACUCUAAUCAUGAGCAAUGGAUAGCACUGUUUAAUGCCUGCUGUACUACUGUGAAUGGAUGGAUGUGGCCCUCGCCCAUGAAACUAACCCUGUGCAACAGACAGAUUUGGUACUCACCCUUGUGUUUUUUUAGGGUUUCUCGUUUUGUUUACACGUUGCACGUUUCAUCCCUUCUAUCCAUCCUCCCUCUCUCACAUGUUAAUUUCUUUUUUUGAAGAAAAAUAAAUGGAAUAGAUAAGCGGUACAAUUAGCAAUUUUUGUUAAAUAAAAAUAAGGAAAAGAAAAACAAAGCUCUUACCAGAUCUUCAGAAAAUGCUGCUCGGC